AUGGCUCCUUUCUUCACACAAGUAGUUGCUGUAUUGGCCGUCGCAUCUUCAACGACAUCGGCUGUGACGUUUACGAUCCCUUCCCAAGCACACACGGGAAAUUACAAGUAUGCGCCCGUCGAUCCCGCGCCCGUUGGCAUUUCGUUUGAGUUUUUCGCAUUUCCAUCAUAUUUCACGAACGUAUCCGCCACGACACAAUGCCUGUCCAAUUGGAAAGACCUAACAGGUGUUUGGCCGCCUAUCCGCAUCGGUGGUACUACGCAAGAUCGCGCACAAUAUGAUGCAAGAACAUCGGCCUAUGUAGUCUACACCGUCGCAAAUGCUGCAGAUGCUCCAUCUAGUUUGACAUUUGGGUCAAGCUUCAUGACAUUGGCGAGUAAAUAUAGCGGAAGUGUAGUCGUGGGCUUGAAUAGGGGUAAAAAUAACCUUCAAAACACUAUCGACGCGGCGAAGGCGGCAGUGAAUGGGAUGAGUAAUCUGCUAGCAAUUGAGCUAGGGAACGAACCUGAAUAUUAUCCUUCAAACAGACAACCCAUCGCCGGUGGCACCUGGAACCCGUCAGUAGAUGCAGCUUCUCAAAACAACUGGGCGGUAUCGGUGGGAUCUGCUUUGAAUAGGCGCGACAUCAUCCAGGCUGGCAACUCGAAUGACUCUCCGCCGAAAUGGGGUGCGGCCGAGCUGAUCGCCACUCAGAACGCUACGGUGAAGCAGUAUAUCCAUAACUAUGCACAUCAUAAUUAUCCCGGUGGAACAAUUGCGUCGCUUAUGAGCCAUAGCGGUAUCUCAAGGAACAUACAUGUCUUUGAUGCAGACGUUGCUGCGGCACUGAAAGAGGGUAAACAGUACAUCUUUGGGGAAACCAACUCUGUUUCGGGUGGUGGAGCGGCAUCGGUCUCGCCGACUUUUGGUGCGGCACUAUGGACUAUGGACUACGCGCUCCGAGCGACAUACAGCAAUAUCUCACGUACCUACUUCCAUCAUGGAACGGUAGGUAACUGCCAAUACUGCUUCUGGGGCAGAUAUAGCAUGGGUACACCGUAUUAUGGCGCAUAUAUAGCAACGGCAUUCAUGGCGAAUGCAGCAUCGCUUACGGCUCUCGAUGACGGCAAUUCCAAUUAUGCAGCGUACGUAGCGUUCGAUUCAGCGGGAGUCCCGUUACGGGCUUUAUUGUACAACUCAGACUAUUACUCCGGCAGCGGAACUCGGUCAAGCCAGUCCUUCGAUCUUCGUGGAUUGGCAGGUUCAUCUGUCAGAGCGAAGAGACUUGCUGGAGAUAGUGCAGCCGCAAGAGUCGAUCGAGGUGGUAAGGUGACCUUCGGCGGCCAGACAUUUACGGAUGAGGACUGUAAGAUCAGCGGGAGUGAGAUGUUCGAGACUAUAGCCGCGAGUGGUGGGCAAGCCACUGUUUCUCUGAAAGCAAGCGAGGCGCUCCUUGUUUACUUAAAGUGA
Molecule: messenger RNA, 1449 nt
Organism: Xylaria bambusicola
Lineage: Eukaryota; Fungi; Ascomycota; Sordariomycetes; Xylariales; Xylariaceae
Product: glycoside hydrolase family 79 protein
Exons: 3
Coding region: 1-1449 (482 amino acids)
Source: RefSeq, a predicted model, not a curated record